This is a messenger RNA of Carassius gibelio (silver crucian carp), 3030 nucleotides long. RefSeq names its product testis development-related protein. Bases 259 to 939 code for a protein of 226 amino acids. Gene Ontology annotation, cellular component: cytosol; nucleus. Lineage: Eukaryota; Metazoa; Chordata; Actinopteri; Cypriniformes; Cyprinidae. Gene Ontology annotation, biological process: spermatogenesis. The transcript is spliced from 4 exons. The record is from RefSeq and is a predicted model, not a curated record.
CAGCGGCAAUCUGAUCCACGAUGGGAGGAGCGGCGGUCCAGGUGCUCCAGCCAACCGUGUGCCCCGACGUUCAUCAAAGAAAGAUAGUGUGCUGGAGGAAAGUGUGCGUGUGGGGGUAUCGUGAUCACAGACGAGUUAUUGUUCUGAUUUAACCGCUGCCUCCUCGCGAUCUCCUCAUCAAGAGUCUUCACUCGCGUCCCAUGGACUGGGACAAUCCCGUGCUUCUGAGAUACAGCUGAACCCCGAGCGCGCAUAAUCAUGUUCAAGAAGAGCAAGAGCAAAGUUCUGGUGGAUGAAGCGUCGGAGGAGGACGAGGCGUCGUGGCAUCACGAGCACGCGAGUCAGGAUAAAGACUCCGAGGGAACAGAGGAAGUUCUGAGCCCCUCAACAAAGGAUUCGAAGUCAAAGAAGGUAAAAUCAAAGCGAGAAAAAGGAGACAAGAAGUUGUUUCCGUCUCAGGACGAUGAACACUUCUUGCUGACAGGAGUCACCGUCUCUCACAGAAGAGGGUCUGCUAAGAAAAACUGGGAGGACGACAAGAGUAAAGCGCACUCGGAAAAAGACAAAGCGCACUGUCUGUGGGACAGCAUCACCAUGACGAUGAAGCAAAUCACACCUACGAGGAAGAUUGACAAGAUUGAGGGCUGGGAGCCGCCUCAGCUGAACGACGGGGUGGAGGAGGGAAUAAAUGAGCCGGAGAAGAAGAGUGACUCGUCCCCGCUGUCUUCCCCGCUGUCACUGUCUCUGCCGCACUCUCUGGGCUUGCCGUCCUGGGUUGGCUUGGGUUCAGAGGAGGACUCGUCUCGUUACGCUAGUCUGACUGAAUCACAGACCGGUGGCCCUGCCCAGUGGGCGGCUCGGGCGCGAGAUAAAUUAGCCGCAGUUCGUCGCCGAAGUCCAGCCAGCCUAUCAGAGAAUAACUGGGAGGGGCUAAAAUAAUUUCCAUAUCAAUGUCUAAACGGAUGGCCACACCCCCUUGAAAACUAGCUCUGAUUGGACAACCCACUGAUAUGAAGAUGUGAAGAGUAGGACCCUCAGACCAAGAGUGCCUGCUUCCAGUGCCUGUCAACUUCCCAUUUGAUAUAAAAUGCGCUUCCAAUUUUUGAAUGAAGCCUCCUCGUUUGAAAUCACUGGAUGUACUCCUAGUUAGUGUCUGACAUCACCAUGGCGUUUUGUAAAUUACUUUUAAAGGUUAAAUGACAUUUAAACACUCAAAGAGAGAGUUCAACCAAAAAUGGAAAUCUUGUCAUUGUUUAUUCCCCCUCGUUUCAAACCUGUUUGUUUUUAUCUCUUUCUUCUGUGGAGCACAAAAGAUGUAGAUUAGCCGAAUGUCCCAAGAACCAUAAUAGACUUAGUCAUGCUAGAACCAUAAACCUCAGUCAGACGCCAUAUUGAAUAAUGAUAAUGAGGCUGUGGACAGUGGUAGUACUGUAUACAGGUCCUAGAUCACAUAAUUUUUACAACUUUCAAAACUGCUUUAUUUCGUUUUUUUAUUUUCUGAAAGCUUUUCAGAAAGACAUUUCAUCAGCUUAACACUCAGCAUGUUUUAAACCCAGUGCACUGUACUUCUAUCCCCUAUUACCUCGUUUUCAUCCCUGCCCAAAAAAAAAAAUUGUGCUGCCCAGACCAAGACUUAACAGCUGCUAAAAUGACAAUAAAAUUAUAGUAAAUACAGUCCAAAUGACUGUAUUAUGAGUUUUUUUACACAAUAAAGUUAUCUGAGAAACAGCCUGAGAAUAAGUCCUUGUUUACAGCAAUAAUUCUCCAUUCAUUGUAUGAAAAGUCAGUCAUUCAGUCAUUUAGGUAAACUUCUCUUUUUCGCAGAAUAAAAUCAAACAGGUUUUAGAUGACAUAAGGGUGAAUAAAUGAUGACGGAAUAUCUAAUUUGUAUGUAAACUCUGUCUCUUUAAAUCUACAUUUUAUCAGCGCCGAUUAAUCUCAGUGAGAUUCUCAGUCGCGAUAAUCACUCGUGACGAGAGAUCGACGCUUUGUGUGUAAUGCUCGAAUCUUCGAUUCAGCUGUGGUUAAUUUAUUCCGCUGUGUAAAUCAAGAAUGAAUGUGAAAUGAUGUAGAAACACCUUCAUUCGUAGAUUUACAGUCGCUACUGCCUGCUGAUUCACAAUCGUAAUGUCCUCUAAUUACUCUAUGCAGUCAUUUCCUUGCUAUAAUCCCAAACUACUCGCUAUAUUGAUCAUGCUAGCAAUAUAUUCAGUGCCACUUUUCAGUAACAAAGAAGAGUUUACUGCGGCUUUAGACUUUAACAGGGAACAGUUUUCAGUUGUAUGUGCUCGGUCCUGUCGCUGGAGAUUUUGAGCUUUAAUCAAAGUGCUAAUUAUAAUCAUUGGACUCAUUUGGGGGGGAAAAACACAGUCUUCUAGGGUUGAAACGAAGUUCUAAACUGGUUGGUUUUUCAGGAAAGGAAUGAGCAUCCAGGUCUCAUUAAUAAUGCUUAAUAGUAACGAUUGUUACAAACAUUAUUAGUUGAAGCCUUCCAAAGACCUCAAGAGCUGUGCUGUUUUAUCAUGAAGUGUUUUUCUUGCAGUGCCUCGACUUAAAAUUCAUUUUCUAGUGAUCACAUGACAACUAGUUAUUCUCUUCCAACACCCUGAACAUGAUAAAAAUGACAAUCAUCAUUUAUAAGACUGAUGUAAAAUGUAUUGUGUAUAAACCUUUGGCCGAUCCCAUUGAAGCGCCUCUAAGAUCUUUGGUUUGCUAGAAGAACAUGACUGAGUGUCUUGUUGCAGAUUUCAGGAGAUUAUUUGUAAGCAGAUUCUGAACGUAAGUGGGUUUGCUGCUCAUAGUUGUUCAUAGUAGCUUUAUAUAAUUAGUAUAGUACAAAUAUGUGUUUGAACUUUGAACGAUGAUUACAAAUUGUUAGUUUCAGAUUUUGCUCUUUAUAUUUAGGGACUUUGAUUUUACUACUGAAUGUUUUUUUUUUUGUAUUAUGAUUUAAAUACAAACAAUAAGAUGCUGUAGUUCCAGGGGUUCAGAUAAGUUGGUGAAUCUGAAUAAAAUUUACUUUAUAAACAA